Messenger RNA from Cyclocybe aegerita, 2016 nucleotides. NCBI's taxonomy places the organism in Eukaryota, Fungi, Basidiomycota, Agaricomycetes, Agaricales, Hemipholiotaceae. The record is from the annotation of a GenBank genome assembly.
AUGCCUUCAGAAUUUGUGGGCCAUUUUACACGGCCUCUCACCGUGAAUGCGUCACGGCCAAGCUCGCCACUCAGAGACCGCACAUCUCUACAAGCUACUGAUGCCCAUGACGGUCGAAAGACAGAUCUUCAUGCGCUGCUCGUGAAACUCAGCCGGGACGGGUCCACUAGGCACGAUGUGCGCGACAGCAUCGAGGUUCUUCGGAAGAUAUCUACAGGUGUCUUUCAAUCGCAAGACGUAAACGGAGUGGACUCGGAGGAGGCAGCCCUAGAAGCAGCCGUUGUUGGAAAGCUGACUGUGGCUCUCUAUGCCGAUGCGCUCGACGUGUAUCUCCGACAGGCUACGCAGGUGGAGGCGGAGUCAGAGUGGUGGUCAGAUGUCGAAAACUCUAGGAUUUCACUGGGACUAUAUCUUGUGCAAACUCUACCAUCUCGCCUUAUACGCGUAUUCAAGACUAUCGUUGAAACUCUGCGGCAACGUCAGCUCCCUGUCACUUUUUCUUCACUAUCCCCAUCGUCGAUUCGUGCCCUCUUUCUGUCUCCGUCCCAUUUCACCCUCAAACCAGGACUCCUAACAACUGCAUUCUUUCCUCACCUUCGACACCAACCAUCACUUUCGCUCGCGGUCCUCUUUCCUGCUUCAACUUCGCAGUCAUUGUCGCGUGAGGACUUGAGCAAGUCUUUCAUCCUAAAGCCGGUGACGAGAGCAUAUAGACGGUUUACGCAUUCAGUGACUCUGUUUGCUCGAUUUUUGGACCUUCCAUUGGAGUUGACGAGACAAGAAUGUCGACACCAUCGUAAAAUGCUAGAGAAGUUGCGUGACGAGCGUGCAGAAGUGCUCGGCCAGUUGGCUCAGCUCCGCACGCCACUGGUAGGCCUGACUUCAUCCUCAUGGAAUCUUUCGAAGAAGGAAUACACGUCAUUCUUGGACACCCUCAAUCGUAACGUGUCGACGGCGGAAAAGGCGAACUCGAACUCUCCGCCAAGUUCACCUCUAACUCUUCUUGCCAUCAUCUCCGAAACCCUCCCGACUCUCGACGCUACACAUACCCAGCUCCUCAAAACUCAACACCUCCUGCGACCGUCGACACUCACGCGGAUCUGGCCUUCUCUCCUUGUCCUGCCGCCGUUAUCUCUCUACGUGUACAACACCCAGACCUCGUGGGUACCAGCCAUCAUAGAGAUGGUGAAGGAUGGAAAGGAGACGGUGCACGGCUUCGUUCAAGGCUGGCUCGUCGACCCCCUUCUCGACGUCAUCCAGACUGUCCGAGCGGGUGGACGUCGCGAGAUGCUCGUACACGAAGAGGGUGUCCUCGCAGAUCUCGAGAGUUUGGAACGGAUGACGGUCUCGCUUGCCCGUGACACUCUCAAUUACUCUGCCGAUCAGCUCGAGGCGCUCGCGGAGAAGGUCCGCAUGGGCGACCUGACACCCGUCAUGCAGGUAUACGAGGAGGAUAUCCGCACGCCCUUGCGCUCCGCGUUGACGGGCACACUGCUUCGAAAUGCCUUUAUCCAAGUCCAGAAAGCCAAAGUGGAUAUCGAUCAAGCCCUGUCAGGCAUCGACCGGCUCCUGAAGUCCCAAGAGCUGACGUUCGCCUUUGUCGGAGUUGCACCUGCCCUCGCAAUCGUAUGGACGCUUCUUGACCUCGUGGGCCGUGUUUGGAGCGGUGGUAGAGGACGGGGAAAGUAUGGCGGAAGGAGACGACGAAGAGGCGUUUGGGAGGGCAUGAGGCGAAUAGAGCGACUUCUGAUCCAACAGCCCUCCGGACCGUCACCAUCUGCUUCCGACCAGGACGGUGCCCCGCUCUCCGCACUCUCGACGGGCCUUCUCUUCCUCUCCCUAACUAGAUUGCGUUCGUACGCUUUACGGUACCUUCCCCCGAAUGUCCGGGCGCCGUUCUUGGAAGACCUGAGCGACUUGGAGGAUACGAGUCUGGGAAGGGACGCGAAGCUUCGUGUUGUGGAUCGGAUGUGGAGAUGUUGGGGUACUGGCGGGGAGGGUGUUUUCCGCUUCUAG